AUGCGAUUUAGACAUGUGAUUUCGGUCAUUGCCCUCUUCGGAGUCAGCCAGGCAGAGAACUCAACCUUUCAGAACCCCAUCAUCAGCGGCUUCAACCCAGAUCCCAGCUGUAUCUUCGUCCCCGAGCUGAACAACACUUUCUUCUGCGCGACAUCGAGCUUCCUCGCCUUCCCCGGCCUCCCUAUCCACGCCAGUCGAGACUUGGUACACUGGAAACACGUCUCUAACGCCUUCAGCCGCGCAGACCAACUCCCAGGACUGGCCUUCUUGCCAAAGGCAACUAGCGGCAUCUACGCACCGACGCUACGCUUCCAUGAGGGCGUGUUCUAUCUUCUCUGCACGCUCGUCAACCAACAACUCCCCAGAACCAACGACAGUCGAUGGGAUAACUUCGUUCUCGCCUCGACGGACCCUUACAGUUCGGACGCUUGGUCUGAUCCGGUGCACUUCAGCUUCCCUGGCUUCGACCCGUCACCUUUCUGGGAUGAUGACGGGAAGACCUACGUGUCCGGUGCGCACACAGCUGCCUACUACCCUGGCAUCAUGCAUGCGCCACUCGACCUGGAGACCGGUGAGACCGGAGACAUCAUCAUGCCCUGGAAUGGCACCGGCGGACGAUCCCCGGAGGCUCCUCACAUCUGGAAGCGAGACGGAUAUUAUUACCUCCUCCUUGCCGAAGGUGGCACUCGCGAGAACCACAUGGUUACAAUGGCUCGAUCCCGAAGCAUUGAAGGACCCUAUGAUCCUGCGCCGGCAAACCCACUCCUGACUUCGGCGAACAACACGAGUUCCUACUUCCAAGCCGUUGGACACGCCGACCUCUUCGAAGAUGCCGCAGGUCAGUGGUGGGCUGUCGCACUAGCAGUCCGUGCCGGUGGCUCCUAUGGCGAAGACCCUGGCGCAUACUUUGGCAACUUGCCAAUGGGUCGAGAAACCGUGCUUACUCCUGUAACGUGGGAAGAGGGCGAGUUUCCAGUGUUCACGCCCGUCACCGGCGAUGUCUCUGGCUGGCCACUCCCGCCGGAAUCCAUCCCGGAAGAGGGAGAAGGACAACUCAACGAUGCAGACGACGACAUCAACUUCCCGCCCGGAAGCAGUAUGCCCAUCCACUUCAUCCACUGGCGCUUUCCAAAGACAAGGAACUACGCCAUAUCACCCCCGGGACACUGGAACACCCUGGCACUCAAGUCCUCUGUUCUCAACCUCACGGGGUUUGACGCAGACUUUGCCCUAGGGCGCGGCCAGACCUUCAUCGGACGACGGAUGGCCCAUUCGCUCUUCCGAUACCGCGUUGAUGUAGAAUGGGCCAAGUCUCUGACCAAAGAGGAGAUGGAAGUCGGUGUCUCAAUUAUCCAGGACCAAGCCCAGCAUUUCGACCUGGGCAUCGUCAUGCUCAAGCCCGAUGGAGGUGAGGACCUUCGGCCGCAUCUUCGGUUCCGUGGUAUUUCGGAGACGCCAUAUCGUGCGACAGAGAACCCGCCAAGAGAAGUAUUCCCGCUCCCCGAGGGUUGGGCGGGAAAGAAGAUUUCUCUGCAGAUUGAGGCGGUUAACAGUACUCAUUUUGCAUUCUCAGCUGGUCUUGCUGGCCCUGCAGAGGAGACUGAGCUCAGGGUCUUUGGUCAUUGCAAGGGGACCGAGCUGGUCCCCUACUAUUCUGGUGUCGUGGUCGGCGUCUUCGCAACCUCCAAUGGAAAGCAUGGGGAACAAGCCUUCGAAACUUAUAUCUCUAACUGGCAAUACACAGGGAUCAGACAGCUGAGGAGUCAGCAGGAUGUUAAUGAUGCUGAUGGCGCGUAG
Molecule: messenger RNA, 1797 nt
Organism: Colletotrichum spaethianum
Lineage: Eukaryota; Fungi; Ascomycota; Sordariomycetes; Glomerellales; Glomerellaceae
Product: non-reducing end alpha-L-arabinofuranosidase
Exons: 2
Coding region: 1-1797 (598 amino acids)
Biological process (GO): carbohydrate metabolic process
Molecular function (GO): hydrolase activity, hydrolyzing O-glycosyl compounds
Source: RefSeq, a predicted model, not a curated record